CGAGCCCACCGUUUGAGCAGAAACGUAUCCCAGAAAACCAGAAAGACAUAACCUCGGAUUGAGGCUCAAACAUGGAGCCAUGCAAUGCACCCUACCGAUACCAGCCACUGCCGACGCCGACAUGCAUCAGGGUACUGAAUAUCCUGGACGAGGAGGAGACGCUCCACGUCUCGUUGCGAACCGUCGACUUGGCAGAUGAGCCGUUCUUCUACGCCCUGUCGUACACCUGGGGCAACCCCCAUGCAAACGGUGUCGACUUCACCGAGCACUUCAAUGCCGUGAACGAGGAGUACAGCGUCUCGCAGAAGACGCCAAUCCUGUGCGACGGGCAGGUGCUCGAGGUGCAACGAAACCUGCUCGACAUCCUCCGCGAGCUCCGACAGCUUCUGAGCAGUCCGAACUCACAGUCACAGCCACCUCUCCUCCCGACAGACGGCAAGCUGUGCAUCUGGAUCGACGCCAUAUGCAUCAACCAGAACGACAUGGCCGAGCGGGCGGCACAGGUCCGGAUCAUGGAUCAGAUCUACAAAGCGGCCGCGCACACGGUCGUCUGGCUCGGACGAGCGGACCAGUACACGCAGGCGGCCGCCGCCACCAUCGCCAGGGUGGCCGCCUAUCCCCGCGACGUCUUCGCCGCCAGCGGAGCGAGCCCCUUCCGACGGCAGGAUCCCGAGGUGUACGCCAAGAGCGGCCUGCCCUACACCAGCUGGAUGGACUGGUGCAGCGUGGCGGCGCUGCUCAAGCGGCAGUGGUUUUCGCGCGUGUGGAUCAUCCAGGAGACGGUCCUCUCGCGCAGCCUGGUGCUGCUGUGCGGGCGGCACGCCAUCGCCUGGGCCGACCUGGUCGCGGCGGCACGCAACGUCGCGGCGCGCUGUGCCGUGCUGGGCUGGAGCCCGAGCACCAUGUUCCUGCAGGCGCACGAGAUCGCCGUGCCGCUCGAGCACAACGUCCUGCGCCUGGCCGACUGGCGGGAGCACUACCACCGGUCAAAGAACAACAACAACAACAACAACGAUAAUCCAGAAGAAGAAGCCUGGCGCUUUACCCUCGAGAACCUGGUCUACGACACGUGGAUCUUCACGUCGACGGUCCCGCACGACAAGAUCUACGGCAUCCUGGGCCUGGUCCAAGAAGAAGACCCGGCCGUCGUCCGCGCAGCAGCAUGGCCCAUCGACUACCAGGCCGCGCCGGAGCAGGCGUUCGCCCUGGCGACGAAGCGCAUCAUCGCGCAGAGCAACUCCUUGAAAAUCUUGUCGUGUGUGCAAGAUGCCUCGGUGAGGAAGAUCCGCGCCCACCCGUCCUGGGUCCCGGACUACAGCCUGCCCUAUUUCAACAUGAUGUGCAACGCCGGGCCGUUCUCCGCUGCUGGCAGCCUCCCCCUCUUCACUUUCUCACUUCUAAACUCAAAUUCAAAUUCAAACUCAGCUAGUUGGUCCACCCUCCAUUUAAAAGCCCACCUCUUCGACAGGAUAACCACCCUCGCCGCCCCCCGAAACCCAUCCGUAGUAAACAGCGCCAUGCUCCUCGACCCCUCCUGGCUGGACCUGACCCUCCUCCUCCAGACCCCUUACCCCCACACAAACCCACCCCAGAAGCGCACCGAGGUCCUCUGGCGCACGCUCUGUGCCGACCAGGACCAGACAGACACCAUCUCGCCCGCGCCGGCGCGGUUCGCGGCACUAUUUAAAGAGUUGCUGUGUGCGAUGGUGAUGGUGCGGGCUGAGCUGGAGCAGGAGGAGACAGAGUCUCGUCACAGCAGUGGAGGAGAGGGGGAGCUGGUGGCCGACGAGUGCGCCGCUUCGAUUGGCGAAGCGCUCACCUGGGCGCGGGAGGCUUGGAGUAAUGUGUUAGGAUGGGAUAAGGUCGAGUCGAUGGCAGAGUUGCGGGAAAAAGCGAAGGGGCGCUUUGCAGGCCCCGAGUGUGGGUGGUUGGUGUACACGCUUGUCAAGCUGCAGGCGCUGGCUGUGACGGAGGAAGGAGGAGGGGCGGACACGCCGGGCUGGGAGGAGCUGGAGCGGUUUUCGGAGGCGCCGAGCUAUGUCAUGAGGGUGAAGGACGGGGCCGAGAGGCGGUUGGUCCUGCCGGCGGACGCCGGGUUCGCGAAUUCGUUUCGACGGAGGUAUGGGAAGCGGAGGCUGUUUUGCACCGAGAAGGGGUACCUCGGUCUCGGGCCCGCUUCGGCCGCCGUGGGGGAUGUGGUGUGUAUCUUGCCCGGGGCGGCUGGGCCGUUCGUCCUGCGGGAGUUUGGGGGUCGGUGCGAUGGAGCGAAGAGGCUGCGGCUCGUUGGUGAGAGCUAUGUCCACGGCAUCAUGCAUGGCGAGGCGGUGGAGGCGGACGGGCUUGUGCUAGAAGACAUUGAGCUGGUUUAGUUAGGUAAACCGCAGCUGACAAGAUCUUCAAUGUCUUUUCUUUCGUUGUCACGUCGUCUUAAUUCUGGCUAGCGAUCUUGUUCCUCGUUGCUGAGAUCAGGUAGGUCACUUUGCCGAGUCUAUGGAACCCGGAAUGAAAGCGGCAGGUUCAGUCUGAUAUCCUAGGCCAGAGGUCGGUCUAGGCCACAGCGAUGGAUGAAUCAGGGUAGAAAGCUCAGUACUGCACUUGAUUGCCUGAUAUAAGGAGAGAAAUAGGCAACUCAGCACUUAAACCAGGUUCGUAGUAGUAACGAGUGGAAGAAGAAAACGGGCCAAUCCACCGGACAGACAAUCUUCGCAUCAAUCCCUGAAACCAU
Chaetomium strumarium is the source of this 2725-nucleotide messenger RNA. Its product is annotated as heterokaryon incompatibility protein-domain-containing protein. Lineage: Eukaryota; Fungi; Ascomycota; Sordariomycetes; Sordariales; Chaetomiaceae. The record is from RefSeq and is a predicted model, not a curated record. The coding region runs from base 72 to 2369 and encodes 765 amino acids. The transcript has a single exon.